This is a messenger RNA of Lolium perenne, 4393 nucleotides long. RefSeq lists its product as uncharacterized. The record is from RefSeq and is a predicted model, not a curated record. Lineage: Eukaryota; Viridiplantae; Streptophyta; Magnoliopsida; Poales; Poaceae. Gene Ontology annotation, molecular function: RNA binding; ubiquitin-protein transferase activity. Gene Ontology annotation, cellular component: CCR4-NOT complex. Gene Ontology annotation, biological process: protein ubiquitination.
GCCUGCCUCCCUGCUUUCGUCUUCCCUUCGUUCCCCUACGCGAGCGAGCGAGCACAUACAACACAUCGACUCAACUCUCCUCUUCCUCCACCAAAAGUCCAACCUUUUCGCCCCCAAUCCACCACCCAUCUCCCCUCGCCCACCACCAAUCCCACCUCCCUCUUCUCCCUCGCCCCGCUUGAUUCCAUCACAGAGAGCCCCCGCCCCCGCCACCACACCUCCGCCAGUCAAUCCCCCCGCUAGGGUUUCCCCUCUCGCGCCGCGCCGCCCAAUCGGAUCCGCCUCCAAUGAUGACCAUGAGCGACGACGGAGACCGCACCUGCCCGCUCUGCGCCGAGGAGAUGGACAUCACUGACCAGCAGCUCAAGCCCUGCAAAUGUGGCUACGAGAUUUGUGUCUGGUGCUGGCACCACAUCAUUGAUAUGGCGGAGAAGGAGGACACGGAGGGGCGUUGCCCUGCUUGCCGCACGCGCUACGACAAGGACAGGAUUGUCAAGAUGGCAGCUGCCACUUGUGACAGGACGGCUGUAGCAGAUAAAAACACAGACAAGAAACAGAAGACCCAAAAGGUCAAGUCAAAGGCACUAACUGUGGAAGCUAAGAAGCAUCUCGCCAGUGUCAGAGUUAUACAGAGGAACCUCGUGUAUAUAAUUGGACUGCCUGCAAAUUUAUGCAAUGAGAGUGUACUGGAGCGCAGGGAAUACUUUGGUCAGUAUGGGAAGGUUUUGAAGGUUUCAGUUUCUCGUCCAACUGGGACUCCUUCCCAGCAGCAGACAGCAGCAAAUAACGGUAUCAGCGUAUAUAUUACUUACGCCAAAGAAGAAGAGGCCAUCCGGUGUAUUCAGGCUGUACACAAUUUUGUCUUGGAAGGGAAAGUGCUAAGAGCAUGCUUUGGUACUACAAAAUAUUGCCAUGCAUGGCUGCGGAACAUGACAUGUGGGAAUCCAGAUUGUCUCUAUUUACAUGAUGUAGGCAGUCAGGAGGAUAGUUUCACUAAAGAUGAGAUAAUCUCAGCAUAUACCAGGAGUAGGGUUCCUCAAAUGGCGUCUACUGUUUCUCAAAGACGCGCAGGAACUGUAUUGCCUCCUCCAGCAGAUGAUUUCUCUUAUAGUGCGGUGGUUUCAGCCAAACAUACAAUCAAGAAUGGAACAACUAAUACAACAAGCCAAUCAAGACUGUCACCUCCAAACAGUAGUUCAGGGAGGUCCACACUGCCACCAGCUACUUCAUGGGGGCAUCGUGAUCUGAACACAAGGACAUCAGCAACUGAGGUGGCAUCCUCACAAUCUCUUGUAAAAUCAAAAUCAGAGGCACAGAGUAAUUCAUAUUCGAGUUCUUCUAUGAUUUCGAGUGCAAGGCUACCUUCUUCAUGGAAUGAUGAUACAAGCACAGUACCAAAAUUGACUGAAGGACGACAAGUAUCAGAGCGAGAUAGUCUAUCUAAAACCUUGAAGCCGUAUAGACCUGGUAUUGCAAAGGAAACCCAAGCUGCAACAUCACUGGAGUCGUCAUUGGACAUAGACUUUUCUACAAUACCUUCAGCUUGGAAUGAUGAUGAAGUUGUAGCAUCAGACGAAGCGUCAAAAGGAAGUGAGGAAAAACAAGUUGUAAAUGGACAGCUUGUUCCUCCAGCGUCUUCGAAUCCAACAGAGCCAGGCCAGCUUGUGUCUAAGUCAUCAUCAUCAACAACAAAUAAUGCUGCAGCGUUAAACAGUUCCAAGCAAAGUCUUACAGAUUGUGUGUCACGUUCAGCAAUAUCUAAUUCAGAUGUAAAGGGUGGUAAUGGUGACCACCAGUUUACCAAUAUGGGUCCUAAAAACCCUACUUUGAGAACUAUAAACAGUCAACCAAAUCACACUGCUAGUGAGAGUAGACCCCGGGACACAGAAGUCGAUAAGUUAUCUGUUGGAGUAUCUUCACUAACUUUAGAUAGCAAAGAUAAGGUUCAUAGUAAGGAAGAAAACCAACAGCCAGGUGCGGUUCUUAAUAUGUCGGUGCCUUUGAGUCAAACUUUGAACAAUGAACAAUCUCAUUUGAAGCUUGCCGGGCUUUUGUCAUCAGAAAAUAAGGACUCUGUAUUUUCUUCUCAAUCUAGUUCUGAUAAGCAUCUUGACUGGAGUUCAGAGCUGCAAAGUUCUCGUGCGACUUCUCCUUUAAAUGACAUAUGGAAUUCUUCUGUGGCCACUGAUAAAUCCCAUGUCAGGAUGCUGGAUACUACAGAUCAAACAUCAUCUUCAUCUUAUGUCCCUACUGCUAAUACAUCACAUAUUUCUUUGUGGAAUGAUAAAGAAAUUAACCGUACUUCGACAAGUGAUAAUAGAUCUUCUGGCACCAUGAUGUACACUGGGCUGCUAUCUUCAACGGACAACAAUUCUACCUUGUUGAAUGGACGUCAAGAGGGGCUAGGGCCUAUGUAUACGCCUGGUAUGGUUUCCGAACAUUCUGGUAUGAGAAGUCACCAGCAUGGACUACUGGAUGCAGCAAGAAAUGAUAAUGUAGGAGGUUUUGGCAAGGCUAUAGGUGGAAAUAAGGAUGAGGGCAGUAUAAUAUCUGAUAUUUUGUCUUUGGAGUUUGAUCCAUGGGAUGAGUCAUAUUCGACUGCUAACAAUUUUGUUAAGAUGCUCAACGAAUCUGAAAAGAAUGACGCGCCUUCAUGGAAAUCAAAAGGCAGCAGUAAUGAGUCGAGAUUUUCAUUUGCUAGACAGGAUAAUCAACGGAAUUUCCAGGAUUCAUCUUUCAGAAAUCCUGGUAGUGAUCAGAAUUUCAGUUUGCUAUCCCAGAACUCUCAUGGCAACUUUUAUCAGAAUGGCGCCGUCUUCCAGUCUUCUGAGGAAGAGUUUUCAAAGAGCAAUCCUCUUGCUAUGCCGGAUAUAGCAACUGCUGGCUCUUCAAGGUCCAAAAUAUCUGCACCUCCUGGAUUUUCGGCACCAGCGAGAGUUCCCCCUCCUGGAUUUUCAUCUCAGGAUGGGUUGAAUCCACCACCUGGAUUUUCUUCAGGAUUCUCAUCUCAGGAUAUGUUGAAUCCUCCUCAUGGAUUUCCUUCUGGAUUUUCAUCUCAGGCUGGAUCUAAUCCCCCUCAUGGAUUUUCAUCUCAGGCUGGGUCUAAUCCGCCUCAUGGAUUUUCAUCUCAGGCUGGGUCUAAUCCACCUCGUGGAUUUAAUUCUGGAUUUUCUUCCCAGGACGUGUCUAAUAUCCCUCCUGGCUUUUCUGCGGGAUUUUCAUCCCAGAAUGGGUCUAACCAGGCAUAUGGCUCAACAUACUCAGAAACUCGUCUACUCGAUAAUCUUUUUGGUAGCCACACCAAUCAGUAUCAACCACAGAUGUCUAGACACUCAAGUGACAUAGAAUUUAUUGAUCCUGCUAUACUGGCUGUGGGCAAAGGGCGGAUGCCAGGAGUUAGUGAUUCAGGGUUGGAUUUAAAAAAUGCUCCAUUUUCAACACAGUUGCAAACAUCAAAUAAUGAUCCAAGGCUUCAGUUACUUAUGCAACAGAGUAUGCCCCCUCAUCAAAAUCUCAGAUAUCCAGACCAUGGUCAGGAUUCAUUCAACUCUAUGAAUGAUAAUUAUCUGGCAUCCCGACUUUUGCCACAGAACCAUGGUUCUUUAUCCUCUUAUGCCCAGAUGUCACUCCAACAACCCAGAAACUCACAGCUUGCAAAUGGUCACUGGGAUGGCUGGAGUGAUUUGAGACAGGGGAAUAAUGUUCCCAUGUCAGACAUGUCGAGGAUGUUAUACCCAACUGAAGCGAACAACUUUCACAUGCUGGGUUCAAAUGAUAUAUAUAACAGAACCUUUGGAUUUUAAUUGUCUUGGAAGAUGCAUAUUUGACCUGUCCGCCUCGAGCUUGGGGCAUGUCUUGUUAUGAAAGUAACUGGUUGCACAGUGCUUUCUAAUGAUUGUGCUUAUGAGCUGGUACGUGAGCUAUUGGAAGGGUAGUUGAUGCAAAUGGACCAACAUGAACCAGAGUUCACCAGCCCUUCUAAGCACCAGGUUCCUUUCGAGGCGAAGUCAUACAUGAACAGGUGGCCCUUGAAGUAUAUGGAUCCAUGUGGGUUGGGUGCGAUCAAAGCCGGCUUGAGAAGGGUGGAACUAUUUAACAUUUUGUUCUUUAUUUCACCAUCGUAGCUGUGUAAAUGUUUUCUUGCCUUGGGAAAAUGGAAGGAGUCCCUUUGUACAUGAUAUGUAACUUGCCGCUGGUAGCUCUUGUGGUGCAUAGAAGCUCAUGGUUUGGUGUGUGGUUUGCUGAGCCAAAAACCAAAAGCAAAUGACUAUCGUCUAUAGCUCAAUUCACAAUUGUUUGGUAUCAAACUGAAGGAAGGUUUUGAGUACACAUGUAAUCUUGUUAUUAUCUGUUGUGUGCAGUUAUGGAAAUCUCAAGCAAGGUUUCAUAUGUA